AUGGUUGCAGGCGAUCCAAAUAAUAUCAAUCGCCAAUAUCAGGUGGCUAUCCCUGGCCCUGGUUCUGAUUUGGACGAAAUCCCACUCUUUACUCUGGAUCCAGAUGGUAGCCUGCAGGUAUCUCAGAAUGGCGGAGGUGAUGCUCAGCCUGCUGCACCGUAUGUUAUUCCAGGCGAUAUUGCACCCUCUGCAAUUGUACCAGCGCUUCCUGCGACUGCUGGAACUCCCAUCACUCAGGUCUCACCUAGUUUAGUUACACCGCCCCCCGCCAUCGCGAGCCAGGAUCUCCUUUCACAGACAAUAGAAGCUGCUUCGAACACAGUAACCGGCGCUAACAGUGCAGCUACAGUGGUAGCUACAGAGGACUCGUCUUCCCCACCUGGGCUUUCCACAUCGAACACUGUAACCGUCACUGUCUACCCUUCUGUUGAGUCGGGAAGGGCAACGGUCUCCGUCGCAUCAACUCUUGUGAGUAGCUCGAGAACUGUCCUUGUAUCUGCAACCUCUACGUCGUCUGUUAUCACCUCAACAAUAUCGUCAUCCCAGAGCUCGUCCAUGACGACGAUCUCAAUCUCGUCAUCGACCCAAACUACUAUAGUUAUCUCGAGCAGUUCUUCUGUCAUCACAUCCUCUUCCAGCUCUGUCUUUACAUCAAAUACAUUCUCGACUUCACACUCUGCCAACUCUUCUGCUAUAGCAACGAGUACUUCCAGCGACCAGACUCCAACCGAGACGGUGACGGCCCCUCCUCUCCCAAGGACAGGAUCAAACCUCAAUGUUCACACACCUCCAUACUAUGUCGGUAUUGUUCUAGGUUCUAUCGCUGGCAUUGCGAUCUUAGCAGCCUUGAUAGCUUGGUGGUUUCGCCUCAAGUCUAAUGCAAGGCGUAAGCGCUGGGCAAAAACAUUUGUACCUUGGGGCGGGCCUUCCAACCACGACGACGGGGGACUUGAGGCAGGCAAAGCUAAAGAUGAUUACUUCUCUGAUCCGUACAGUCAGACUUUUCCAAGUCGUGAGGAUAUGGCCCACUUGCAAGCCUGGACCCCUCGUGGUGAUCGUGAUGUUGGAGAACCCAAGCGCUCAGAUAGUUUUUUGAAUGGUUCGACAUGGAGCCUCCAUGACCAUUCUAUUCCCGGUCAUAACCUAUUCUCAGCAGAGUCGUUCGGGGCUAUAUCAUCCAUAGAUGCUUACACCCCUGCCGGGGUACGUCACAAACACCCCCAACGAUAUCAACCUGCGUAUCUUGGGGACCAGGGUCCUGGAAGUCGAGGAUGGUUUAGAGACAAUGCUUCAGUUUAUUCAAUUGAGCAUCGUCGGCCUCUGACUGUUGUGAAUAACGUCCCAUCGAGUUUGAAGCCUGCCUAUAAGCCUCCUUUAUCAAGCUUAGAAGAAGAUGGUCAUUCAGAGCCUCAGCGCACCAUUGUGGAUAGACUGAGAAACCGAGGGAAAGGCCCUACUGAAACUCAUACCGGGGAGUCUCCACUUCCAACGCCAGGCGGAUCACCCCAAGUAGUUUCUAACGAAGCAUGGGCUUCAUCUAUUAGGUCAGGUCUCGCAAAUGCUUUCAACGCCGUUGCUGCAAAUCUGUCUGCGGCCGCAGGGGCACCACGGAUGGGGAAAGAGGAUAAACACCCUGCUCUUCCGUCGGUAGCGCCCCGUAAAUCCGUAAGGGAUACAGUGUGGGAUGAAAAGGCACUGAGGAAAGACAGUUUAUCCAGAAAAGAUUCCUUGUCAACUAUUUCGUCUAAGCCCUGGACGCUUGAGGACACAGGAGAUGGUGCAGGAAUUGUGCAUUUUCGCAUCAAAGACACUGACAGCCUGGUUUCAAAGAAGUUUCAACGGCCGACGAUGCCUGCUCCCAACCUAUCCUUUGGCGAUGGCGACAGCAUCUCGAUGUACAGUGAGCAAGAUUCUGAUUUCCGACGCAUACCAACACAAGAGUCCCACCGUCCACUUGCUGCAUCGUCUAGACCUUUAGCCGCCCACAUUAACGCCGACGGGUAUCUAACUAGAAAAAAUUCUGGCGAAACCAUCUCCGGCAGAGGCGUUUCUCGUAACAACACCAUGCGCUCUGCUGUGUCUACGCGGAGUCAGCGUAGAAUGGACUAUGCCAAUAAUAUGCCGCGUGUCCCACCUGGAAUUGAUGUCCACAAAAACAAAUUCAAUGCAAAGGUUGGCGACGAAGAACAGGAAUCGGUGGUUAUUCGACCAGGCGAACUAUCGAGAUUGUCGUCCACAAACACCUCUCUUCUCCGUUCUACACUUGAUGGGCACGAAUCGGAACACAUGGACAGGGCAGAGUAUGACAUGGCAUCACAAGCUCUCAAGGAGAGAGCACGCCGAGCUUCGAAAGGCGCUCUGAGUUGA
Messenger RNA from Psilocybe cubensis, 2367 nucleotides. RefSeq lists its product as uncharacterized. Bases 1 to 2367 code for a protein of 788 amino acids. The record is from RefSeq and is a predicted model, not a curated record. NCBI's taxonomy places the organism in Eukaryota, Fungi, Basidiomycota, Agaricomycetes, Agaricales, Agrocybaceae. The transcript has a single exon.